UGCAGAAAUCCUUAAAAGAAGUUGUGUUAUCUUAAAACAACAGACUUGCUAUUUGCACUUUUGUGCUCAAUUAAUGUCAUAGCUCCAAACAUCCUAAAUUUUUCUUCAGAGAAUCAGAUGUUAAGACUGUUGUUAGGAGAAGUACGGAUGGUGUGAAGCAGAGGUUACAAGCUGAGCGCGCCUCUCUAGGACAGAAACAUUUUUUUCUUAUCUAUUUAUUUAUACAUAACAAUGCUGUAAGUUUUUAAAGGGACUUCAGUAAUAAUUUAAUCAUGCUUCUGUUGUUACAACCACAAAUAUUUUCCUGUGUUAUUUGAUAAUUAGCUGAAGCAAUUUGUCACUAAGCUCCACAAUAUGGAUUUACCACAUCAUAGCAAAUCUCUAGAUUUAAAUGUACAUUAAAUCUCUGUGUCAAGCAGUGCCUGCAGGAUGUUACUGAAGUCAGCCUUUAUUAACAGAAACAUGUUUACAAAAGAACACGUCUGAAAAAACAACUUGCAAUUGCAUCAUUAGAAAAUCUGUGUGUAUAUAUGACCUGAAAUGGGAGAAUGAUCUCCUACUUCUCACAUACCUGCAUCUAUAUACCCACACGGGUUCAUAAGGCAGUUGUUGUAUUUUAUGUAGAGAGCUGUCUGGUAUGUAAACAAAAGAGAAUUUGACACAGUGAGAUAGAGAGGGACUAAAAAUAGAGAGAUGACAAAGAAUUUUUUUCUCCCUUUCUGUAGAGUUCAAGCCAUGCAACCCUGGGCUGUGUUGGUCAUAAAUAUUGGCUCAGAUCAUACAAAAUUGCUGUUUUCCUGUUCUAAUGACCAGCACAGUUUGCCCUGCGGGGCCCUCGAGUGGCAGCACUGCAGGUACUUCGGGCCCUGCCUGGCCGAGGGAUCACAUCCGCGGUGCCUAUGUGUGCUUUUUUACUGAGGGCUCAGGGCUCCAUAGCAGGCCUGCACCAUGGCUGUGUGUUUUGUGCUAAAUGUUUCAUCUUCCAAAAAGAUGGACUCGUUUGACAAGUUCAGCAAGAGCCUGCCUGCCUUUUCUCACUACUGCUGGUGAAGGCAGAGCACCAGCACAGUACCAGUGAGCACAGUACCAGUGAGGCUGUCUGUGCCUCCUCCCACCUGGCAGCAGGUCCCACCAGCAGGGAGCCACCUGCAAAGCUUUGCUCCCAUAAGCACAAAUCCCUGCCAGCGCUUCUGCUAGCCUGGUGAGGGCCAGAAUCUGAACCAGGCCUUUUGCAGCUUGUGGUUCUCAGCACAUGAGCGAUCUGAAUAUCAAAAGAUAAGCCCUGAGGCUUAUUAUUUUUACCUAACUAGUCCUUGGGAUACACACAUUUUGGGAGGAAGGCAAUGAAGACUAGUAGGUUCCCAUUCAGAGACUGACAUUACUUGGUUACAAGAGGAACUGUCUGUGACUUGUUCUCACCCGGCCAACGGAGCUCUUGUUUGUGAUCAGAAAGCUUCAAGGCACUGAUAUGAGAAACUUCCUGAGCACCUGUGAGCAGGCGUUAGUGAAGGACUUCUCUUUAACUUCUGCCUUAUUGGCAGAGUGGUCUCAUUCUCAAGCUUACAGAAAGUUCCAUGUCAUUAAGCUUCAUGCUCUCAGACAUUCCAGUAGGGAGCUUCUCAUGCAGGGUAAGGACCACAGAACAGUGGGGAUUUCCUGCUUGGUCAGCACUCACAGCCCCGUGGGACUGAGGGAAGCCACGUCUCCAAACAUGACCGAGCUCACGGAGCCACUCAGUGUGGUGCUCAGCAUCACUGUUAGCACAUGGCUGCAGGUGCCGAGGAGGUGUUGCAUCUCACCUGGGAGCCUGGUUCCAGCCUGUGGGAAGGGAGGCAGUGCAGUCUUUGAAGCCUCUUUGUGUUAUGUGUCUGUUUUUCAGCUUGUUUUUUAUUGCAGCCCUAUCCUCUUUUGCCUCACCAACCUCUCCCAAAGUAACUUUCAAGAUAUAUUUUCCAUUCUGACCUAUCUCAAACUUCUGCCUGGAUUUGCCAUACCACGCUCCCAUCUGUGCUUAGCAUUUUGCGAAACGUUUAUUGUGUUAAGGAGACUUAUAAUUUUGUUUUGAGCAAAUAGAAGAUAUUGCAUCAGUCUGGGUUGAAGCUAUUUUGUGCAGCUCCUCUCCAGCUGGCUGAGUGCCCUUUCCCUUCCCCCUCCUCCUACGUGGCAGCGCACGCAGAGCUGACUGAUGGAGUGUCACCCGCGCCUUGUCAGAGGCUGCAGAGAUUAAUGGGCAGGGAACAGCGGCCUCUUCCCCUUCAUGUGUGAUUGUUUGAAGGAACGGCUCAUAUUUUAACAGAAGCGAUACCCUCCUCCUCUGGGUUCCCCCAGUCAGAGUUGAAGGAUGGGACUCGGAUCUGAGAUUGAAGGGUGCCAGGCAUAGGGUCUAUAGGCAUCUGGGCCCACUUCUGGCCACUCUUGCCUACCAGUGCUCAGCCUGAAGCUCGUUUCACUCAGGCUGCUCCCUCUGCACUGGUGUGGGCUUCUGCCAGCAGCUAACAUCGCUACCUCUGUUCCUUUGUAUUUGCAGACAUGAUAAGCAGUAGCACAGAGCAGAUGCUGGAAGGUCUCUGAUCUGUUCCUUGCCUUCCUCCCUCAGUGCCCGUGGCCAAGUCUCCCAUGCUGCAGAAAGCAGUGCUUGCAACCCAGAGCAGCUCAGGUGCUUUGAGCUCUUUGCUCGCUUGUUGGCCUUGGUCACAGAUUCAGCCCUGGUGUGUGCCUCAGUAGCCCAGCUGCAGAACAGGGAUAGCAGUGUGGUAAUUUCCAGAAGAUUGCAUUUGCCAUGAAUUAUUUCCUAGCAUUUCUAAAAUUUAUAAGAGAAAUUAAUUAGAGACUGGUCUGGAUCCUGGCUGCAGAAAAACAAUCAGACCCAGAGUGUGAUUGUUUGCUACAUUUUCUUGAGGGUAGACAUUGCCAGCGUUUCAUAAUCAACUGUUCUGGUCCAAAGAGAUACUUACUUGUUAUUUGUAGUCCACAGUAGUGACUUCUAUAAUAGGUUUGACUGAAACAGGAAUUACGUCUUUCACACCAGCAUAUCUGUGUGUACCAGAAGCAUACACCUGGCUGUCAUAAAGCCCUGCUCCAAGGGCUUCUCUGAUUAUCUGCAGAACAGCUGCUCUUCAAGUUCAUUAUCUUUGCAGUGGUUCUGAUCUCAAGUUUGUGUCCAGCCAGCUAAAAGGUGCAUUUAAAUGCCUCUUAAAGCAGGUGCCUGUGUGUCAGUGUGUUAGAAAUCAGGGUACUGUUCAUUUUCUGGAAAUAAUUUAAUGAGCAAAACAUUAAGGAAACCUGAGCUGACCUGGCUGGGUAUGGGUGGCUGACCCCAUCCACCUCUUCUGUGUUCUUACAGUUCAUAUCUGGUGUAUAUUCAGAGUUCUCAGGUUUUUUUCUUGAGGAAUCCGUAAAUGUGGAUUUGUUUCAGUUCCUGACGCAGUCUCUGGGGAAACACAUCCCAUGGCUUUACAUUUACAAAUGUUUGCCUUGUUUUCUAAGGAGUACGAGUUGGGAUUACAGCGUGCUGAAUUGUGACCCUGGCUGAGAGAACAGUCUCGCUCUUGGUGUACCUGGUGUUUUGGCUGUUUCUGGUUUUGUGACAGUGGUAUUUUUAGGUCAUGGCUGUAGUGACCCGUACACAGCAAACUGCCCUUUUGUUCUCGGCCUCCUUCUGAGUCCAGAACACAGUAUUUGCUUUUGUAAAGGAAAUUUCAUGCAAGUUUCAAAUUUGUUGCCCCCAUUGAAUUCUUCCUCGAUGAGAUGCUGUGAGGAAAGAGGAAAUAAAGAAACUCUUCCUAAUAUAUGCCCAUAAUAGCAGAAGUUGUACAACUUCCAGGCUCUAUGCAUUUUGCAGCCGGGAUAAGGUCUCUUUGAGUCACAGUGUGCAGCCAUGAACCACCUCAUCUUCUAUGCUAACUAAGUUUCCAUGGCUGGGAGACCGUCUUGCUCCGUCCCUGCUUGUAUUCAUUCAUUCUCUAAGAAAGCGAGGCUUCAGGGAUGGCUUUUACUCAGCACUGGAUAGAUGUUCCUGCCCAGCAUGUGCCAGUUAGGUGCCUCCCUGCCUCUCCUCUCCCUGGGACAGCAGUGGGGUGGAUAUUUGGAGUCUGCUCCAAAAAAGGGACCACGUAACCACAAAUGAUUUGUUAUUGUGUGUGCUGAAAUGUGCUUUCGCAAGAAAGAACUAAUUUGACUAACUUUAUUAAUUCCAGUUUGUUUUAAGUUUGCUCAUUAGUAAUGUAAUGCAAGCUGGAGAGGCCAUGUCAGGACAAGGAGGAGCAGAGGGAAAGUGCCAGGAAUCAUUAGUGUUUAUUAACCACUGCACUCAUCAAUCUUGAGUGAGAGCACAGCCCAUCCGUUCUAGACGGGUGGACCUGGGAUACAGGAAUAUCAUUAACAGGGGAAAAUGCUCCUUUUCAGGUCAGCCUGUGGUGGCCAGGCGUUCAGACAACACCCACAGUCACACUGCCCUCACCAAACAUCGCCUGCACUGCCACUGGUCUCCUCGCAGUCUGACCUGAACUCAGAGAGCUCAGCAGCUCUGUGGAUGGAAGGAGCCUUGCCCCUAGCCAGCUGUAGGAUUAAUUAACAAAUACAGUUUUCUCAACCCAAGUAAACAUUACUAAAAGGUUAAGUGUUGUUAUGAAGGGGUUUUUUUUUAAUUGCUUUUCAAAUUAUUAAAUGAUUAAUACUUAAGUGCUUUGCUGGAUCAGGCCUGGCACUUUGUGCUGGCAAUGGAUACAUCUCACAGCAAUUUUAACACUAAAAUCGAAAGGCUUUUUUUUAUUAUUAUUUUUUUUUCAGUUUAGAGGACGCAUUUAAUAACUGAUUCCAGCAACUGCACGGCAUUGGAGUGGUGACUCAAAGCUCUGACCUGUGAAUCGGGGCUGAAUGAAUGCUUCCAAAAGGUUGGAGGAGGAAAUAGUACUCCAUUUGCCAGGUUUCUAAUGAGAAAUAUAACCCUUGCCCAGACCACUUGUGGUUGUUACAGAUCGCAUUUCACUUUGAGAUGUUUUCUUGCAUCCUACCCAAAUUGCAGCUUGAGUAGUUGAGUAGCUCACUAAAAUAUCUCUGCAGUUUAAUUGGAGAAGCAAUGUUUGCAUUCCCCUCUUAAAAACUUCGCUGUAUAACGCUGUGCUGCUAUCACAAUAUGUGCUGUGUAAUAUAUAGAGCAUAUACCAAACAAGCAAAAGCAAACAAAGCAAACCCUGAAAGCUGCUGGUGAGUUGCAAGUUUUUGGUGGUAGUUGUUGGAACUGGGGAAAGGCAGGAUCUUAGGCAGCCCUUACAGCACCAUGACUGGAGUCUCUUUGCCACACUUGCACAUCAUUCAUCAAAACCUGUUGCACCACCAAGGCAGUGUUUGUGCAUUUACUGUGCACGUGUGUGAACCACAACACCAGGCAUCUGGUUCCAGAUGAAAGGCUUUUGCAAUGAGCAUGUUAGGCUUAGCGUUGUGAUGGCACAGCCUAGAAACAAGCAAUAAUUUUAAAACAUGGAAUGGCUGUUUAGACAGAUUGUGUGUGUCAUGACUUUUUGUGGAUAAGAUUUAGGCAUUUUAUGGGGAAAGGAUGUUAUUGGAUGACAUUCGGUGAUAGAGGGGAUGGAAAGAGAUUGCAGUUUAAUUAAAAUUCUAAUCCGAAGUUUGACAAUUUUUCUUGCCAGGUCAGCAGCCUGCAUGUUCUGUUUAUUAUUCCCAUGAAUUAAAUGGGCUGGCAAUCAUCAGCUUCUUUGGAAAUGCCUGUAAAUCCCCCUAAAAAUUAGCAAACACCCAGAUGUUUCAGAGCAGCUUUGAGCAGGGAUACGACAUGCAGGGUUUUCCACCAACCUGCGCACAGGAGCCUCUCAUAAGCACCACUGCUGGUGCCAGUGCUCAAAUGCAAAGGAGAUGCACCAUUUGCAGUAGGAAGUCACAAUGCUUGUCCUGCACUGUUGCAAUCUCACGGCCCUGUUCCUGUUUUCAGGUAGUUUAACGGUGUCUCCAGGAAGGCAGCACCCAUCAUUCACCAGCCAUGAGGCUUCCUCUGCUCUGCGCCUCUGUGAUGCUAAUGAGUCUGUCCCAGUGCCGAGCUGUCAGCUUUCCUGAAGAUGAGGACCCUAUUAACGUUGUUGACUACCACUAUUCAAGGCAAUAUCCAGUAUUUAGAGGACGCCCUUCAGGCAAUGAAUCUCAGCACAGACUGGACUUCCAACUGAUGCUGAAAAUUCGAGACACACUUUAUAUCGCUGGCAGGGAUCAAGUUUACACUGUAAACUUAAAUGAAGUUCCAAAAUCAGAAGUUACUCCAAGCAGGAAAUUGACAUGGAGGUCAAGGCAGCAGGACAGAGAGAACUGUGCUAUGAAAGGAAAACAUAAAGAUGAAUGCCAUAACUUCAUUAAAGUCUUUGUUCCAAGAAAUGACGAGAUGGUGUUUGUCUGUGGAACAAAUGCAUUUAAUCCUAUGUGCAGAUACUAUCGGCUGAGUACCUUAGACUAUGAUGGGGAGGAAAUUAGUGGUUUGGCAAGAUGCCCAUUUGAUGCCAGACAAACCAAUGUCGCCCUCUUUGCUGAUGGAAAAUUGUAUUCAGCAACAGUAGCAGAUUUCCUGGCAAGCGAUGCUGUUAUUUAUCGCAGCAUGGGAGAUGGAUCUGCCCUAAGAACAAUAAAGUAUGAUUCCAAAUGGAUAAAAGAGCCACACUUUCUCCAUGCCAUAGAAUAUGGGAACUACGUGUAUUUCUUCUUUCGAGAAAUUGCUGUAGAGCACAAUAAUUUAGGCAAGGCCGUGUAUUCCCGUGUGGCACGCAUAUGCAAAAAUGACAUGGGGGGUUCCCAGAGAGUCCUGGAAAAACAUUGGACAUCCUUUCUGAAAGCUCGGCUCAACUGCUCUGUUCCUGGGGAUUCGUUCUUCUACUUUGAUGUUCUGCAGUCUAUCACAGACAUAAUAGAAAUCAAUGGAAUCCCCACGGUUGUCGGUGUAUUCACUACACAGCUUAACAGCAUCCCUGGUUCAGCAGUGUGUGCUUUCAGCAUGGAUGACAUUGAGAAGGUCUUCAAAGGGAGAUUUAAAGAACAAAAAACUCCUGACUCUGUUUGGACAGCUGUACCUGAAGACAAGGUACCAAAGCCAAGACCUGGCUGCUGUGCAAAACAUGGCCUAGCAGAAGCUUACAAAACCUCCAUUGAUUUCCCAGACGAAACAUUGUCCUUCAUCAAAUCUCAUCCUUUGAUGGAUUCAGCUGUUCCCUCAAUCAUUGAGGAGCCUUGGUUUACCAAAACACGCGUCAGAUACAGAUUGACAGCAAUUGCUGUAGACCACGCUGCUGGACCACACCAGAACUAUACAGUCAUAUUUGUUGGCUCUGAAGCAGGAGUAGUACUUAAAAUCUUGGCAAAGACCAGACCUUUCUCUUUGAAUGACAGUGUAUUACUGGAAGAGAUUGAAGCAUAUAACCAUGCAAAGUGUAAUGCUGAGAAUGAGGAAGACAGAAGAGUCAUUUCCCUUCAGUUGGAUAGAGACCACCAUGCUCUGUUUGUGGCGUUCUCCAGCUGUGUCAUUAGAAUUCCUCUGAGCCGGUGUGAGCGUCACGGGUCAUGUAAAAAGGCAUGUAUUGCUUCUCGGGAUCCAUACUGUGGCUGGUUAGACCACGAGGUGUGUGGGAGAGUGACACCAGGCAUGCCGUUCUCUUUAUUUGUUUCAUACAACCAUAGCACUGGAGGAUAUGUACAAGAUGUGGAAUAUGGCAAUACAGCGCAGCUUGGGGACUGCCAUGAAAUUUUGCCUACUACAGCUACACCAGAUUACAAAAUAUUUGGGGACCCAACAUCUGACAUGAAGUUCUCCUCAGCUUCCAUUACCACAAUGGCAAGUAUCCCAGUUAUAUCACCUAGAGUGAUUGGUUCCUGGAAACCUAAAGUGACUGGCUCUCGGAAAUUUGUAGUUCAAGAUGACCCAAACACUUCUGAUUAUUCUGAUCCAUUAUCAGGUGUCCCAAAGGGUGUAAGGUGGGAAGUGCAAUCGGGAGAGUCCAACCAAAUGGUACACAUGAAUGUCCUAAUCACUUGUGUCUUUGCUGCUUUUGUCCUGGGAGCCUUUAUUGCGGGAGUGGCCGUGUACUGUUAUCGGGAUGUGUUUGUACGGAAAUCCAGAAAAAUACACAAAGAUGCAGAAUCUGCUCAGUCCUGUACGGACUCCAGUGGGAGCUUUGCUAAACUGAAUGGGCUUUUUGAUAGUCCCGUCAAGGAAUAUCAACAAAACAUUGAUUCGCCCAAACUCUACACCAACCUGCUGACUAGCAGAAAGGAAUUGCCACCAAAUGGUGAUAUGAAGUCCAUGAUGAUGGACCACAGGGGCCAGCCUCCGGAAUUAGCUGCGCUUCCGACUCCUGAAUCCACACCGGUUCUUCAGCAAAAGACUCUGCAAGCCAUGAAAAGUCAGUCGGACAAAGCACACAGUAAUCUCAAUGCUUCACGAAAGGAAACCCCGCUAAAAAGCCCUCAGUUUUUUCCCUCCAGUCCUCCACCCCACUCUCCUCUGAGUCAUGGACAUAUCCCUAGUGCUAUCGUUCUUCCCAAUGCUACUCAUGAUUACAAUACGUCUUUCUCAAAUUCUAAUGCGCACAAGGCAGACAAAAAGAUGCAACAUAUUGAUCAUCCACUUACAAAACCAUCCAGCAAAAGAGACCACAGGAGGUCUGUUGAUUCCAGGAACACCCUGAAUGAUUUUCUGAAACACUUAAAUGAAACUACGAGUAAUCCCAAAGCAAUUAUGGGAGAUAUUCAAGUGGCCCACCAGACUUUAAUGCUGGAUCCAAUGGGAAAUAUGUCUGAGAUCCCACCUAAAGUUCCCAACAGGGAGGCAUCUUUAUACUCUCCACCAUCAACUCUUCCGAGAAACAGCCCCACAAAACGGGUGGACGUUCCCACCACACCUGCAGUACCGAUGACCUCUUUGGAAAGGCAGAGAGGUUAUCACAAAAAUUCUUCACAAAGGCAUUCAAUAUCUGCCCUUCCUAAAAACUUAAACUCACCAAAUGGUGUUUUGUUAUCCAGACAGCCCAGUAUUAAUCGGGGGGGUUAUGUGACUCCCACAGCAGGCACAAAGAUGGACUACAUGCAAGGAACGCCUGUCAGCGUUCACCUCCAGCCUUCCUUGUCCAGGCAAAGCAGUUACACAAGCAAUGGCACUCUUCCUCGUACAGGAAUAAAGAGGACACCCUCGUUAAAACCUGAUGUGCCACCAAAACCCUCAUUUGUUCCUCAAACAACAUCAGUCAGACCACUGAACAAAUACAGUUACUAGGAUGUGUCUGUUCUAAAAAUGAGCGUGGCAUUGACCUGUACAGGUUGUGAGAUGAUGUUGUGGUAGACACAUAAGACAGAGACUUGCUUGUAAUUAAAGAGAACAAAGUGGCCAAAGAAACUGUCUUUACUUCAGCAACAUCUGUGUCUUGCCACAGGUAGCUAUAGCAAGACUUUGUGUACUUGCUAAGAGCAAAUGAAAAAAGAAAAACAAAACAAAGGAAAGUGCUGGUCAUUACAUUUCUUUUGUUUGGAGCUAAGGAGACAUGUAGCACAAUGGGGUGGGGGCUACUUUACUGUUCUGAAUAGCUAAAAAAAAAAAAAAAAAAAAAAAAAGUUCUUGGUAAAAGAAAUCUGUAAGCAAAUACUUGAAAAAUGGGUUCCAUUUUAGACUGCCAUUAAGCGUGGUCCUUCCCAUUAAAUGUGAACAUUUUAAUAUGUAUGCAUUCACCUUGCCUCUUGCACAAAUGUCAGAAAAUGGUAAUGUCUCAAUGAAUAUCUGGGUUAAUAAUCAAUUUGCUGGAAUUCAGUCUCUGGCCCAACUGUAGCAUUUAUUUUUAUUUCUUUUUUCUCCUUGUGCGUGGCAUUUUGUUUGUGCCACAGAUAAAGCUGUGCGUGUGUGUGGGUGUAUGUGUGUACUGUACACACUAGGAUGUACUUAGAUUCCCAUUGCAUCUUUUAUGCUAUGGAAUUGUUUACAUUGAGCAUGACUGAACAAACAGAUGACUCUGCCUUCUGCAGCCCAUUGGGUUCAGUUUGGCGACAGCCAAGGAAGAACUGCGCAUUGCCGCCAGCCUUCUGCGUGACAGCCUUGAUGAAGUAGUCACCCAGCAAAAGAGUGCAGAUACUUUUAAUUCUCCAUAACUCUGUUAUGCUGCUAUCGAUUCAGAGCUGUACAUUUCAAAUCUAGUCGUUUGGGCUGGAAUGGGGGAGUUUCUGCUGUGUUUCCACAGUGCCUCCAUCCAAUACCUGGCCACUGUGAACCUGAGCCCCUGUACUUCUCAUUGAGGGCAGCUAAUAACAAUUCAUUUGGCAAAGGCCUGCGUAACUGGAGAAGGUUACACGUUUGUUGCAUUUAAAGAUGCCCUGUAGCCUGAUAGACUCUUGUCAGUGGAAAAAGAAAAAAAAAAAAAAAAAGAGAAAGACAGACACAUUAAUUGGCCUGGCAGAAGCAGUCUGUGAAAAAUCAACAGUAGUGCAAUCAGUUUGUUUUUGUUGUUUAAUGUAAGGUUGUUUUGUUGUUUUUUUUUUUUUUCCAAAGUCAUGCAGGUAAUGACAAUAUUCUGUAAAUAUUAUGUGUGAGUUUACCUGAAUCUGUGCAUUUUGUGCCUUAUUCAUGCAAAUGAUAAAAGUACUAAAAAAAAAAAAAAAACAACCCUGUCAAGUGUUCUCACUAUAGCACAUAUCUCCUGAGUGCCAGUUGUAAAACCUCUCAACAGCACCCUCUCCCCCCCCCAAAAAAAAAGAUAAUAAGCAAGGAUAAUUAACAAUAACUAAAGGCAGCCUACAAUCCAA
Phasianus colchicus (ring-necked pheasant) is the source of this 10776-nucleotide messenger RNA. RefSeq names its product semaphorin 6D (gene SEMA6D). Lineage: Eukaryota; Metazoa; Chordata; Aves; Galliformes; Phasianidae. Gene Ontology annotation, molecular function: semaphorin receptor binding; chemorepellent activity. Gene Ontology annotation, cellular component: plasma membrane. Gene Ontology annotation, biological process: semaphorin-plexin signaling pathway; axon guidance; neural crest cell migration. The record is from RefSeq and is a predicted model, not a curated record.